This is a messenger RNA of Drosophila nasuta, 3340 nucleotides long. Its product is annotated as putative RNA-binding protein Luc7-like 1. Lineage: Eukaryota; Metazoa; Arthropoda; Insecta; Diptera; Drosophilidae. Gene Ontology annotation, cellular component: U1 snRNP. The coding region runs from base 110 to 1378 and encodes 422 amino acids. Gene Ontology annotation, molecular function: mRNA binding. The transcript has a single exon. Gene Ontology annotation, biological process: mRNA splice site recognition. The record is from RefSeq and is a predicted model, not a curated record.
AAGCGGUCACACUUAUUUUGUAUUAAAAUACAGCUCUACAUUUUAUUUUUUCACGGUGAAAAUUGAGUCGAGAAAACUUGUAGAAAAUUAAGAAAAAAAGGCCUGCAAAAUGAGCGCGCCAAGCAAUAAAAUGUCUGCCACGGAUCAGAUGCGUGCAAUGCUGGACCAACUGAUGGGUACCACCCGCAACGGAGACGAUGGUCGCGGUCUCAAAUUCUCAGAUGCACGCGUCUGCAAAUCUUUUUUGCUGGACUGCUGUCCCCACGAUAUACUGGCAUCCACGCGCAUGGAUCUCGGUGAGUGUCCCAAAGUGCAUGAUCUGGCUUUUCGUGCAGAUUACGAGAGUGCGUCCAAGUCCCGCGACUACUACUACGACAUCGAGGCCAUGGAGCAUUUGCAAGCUUUCAUUGCCGACUGCGAUCGACGCACAGACUCCGCCAAGCAACGUUUAAAGGAGACGCAGGAGGAAUUGACAGCCGAAGUGGCGGAGAAAGCAAACGCAGUGCAUUCACUGGCCGAGGAAAUUGGCAAGAAACUAGCAAAGGCCGAGGCACUGGGCGAGGCUGGCGAGGUGGAAGACAGCAUGGAGCUGAUGAAGGAAAUUGACGAGUUGCGUGGAAAAAAGAUCAAAGCCGAACAUGAAUACAGAACAUCGAUGCCAGCGUCAACUUAUCAGCAGCAGAAGUUGCGCGUCUGCGAGGUGUGUUCCGCCUAUCUAGGCAUACAUGACAAUGACAUACGGCUGGCGGACCACUUUGGUGGUAAGUUGCAUCUGGGUUUUCUCACCAUACGAGAGAAAUUGAUCGAGCUGGAGAAGACGGCGGCGCCACGCAAGGCGGAAUUGAAGCGCUCGGGUAAGAUACCAGAUCGCGAAGAGGACGGCAGGGGCAGAAAUCGUUACUUUGUGGGUGGUCGUGAGUUGGAUCGACGUUCGCGUGUCCAUCGCUCUCGUUCCAGAGAGCGUCAACGUCAACGGGAUGCGGAAAAACAAUCGAAUGACAGAUCCAACGAGCGGGGAAAUGAUCGGGGCAGUGCCCGUGAGAGUGACGGUGAACGUGCGCCAUCACAACGUAGCCGGGAUGCCGAUGGACGCAGCAUGGGACGUGGAGGAGGUACUGAUAGUAGCAGUGGUCGGGAUCAUCGUGACAGAGAGCGCGAUGUGCGUAGAGAUCGUGAUCGCAACAAUCGCAAUGAUAGAGGUCGUUUCGGAGGAGGAGGCGGCGGCGGAAGAGAUGGAGGUGAUCGCCGCAAUGAUAGACGUCGCUCUCGGUCCAGAGAGCGUUCGCCACGCGAUCGGCGCAACUACAACAAUAGCAACAGCGGUAACUUUGGUGGCAGCCGGAGACGAUCGUUCUCCCGCGAACGGUAUCGUCGCUAGAUGAUUAUCUAAUGAUGAGGAAGUCGGAUUGAGUUCCACACAACAGUGUCCAGCGCACGUACGUAGCAUUAAUUACAACCACAGUAGACAACAAAAUUCACAAACAAAUCAAAAACCAAAAAAAAUAAUAAUAGCCACAGAUAGCAGCAAAAACCAACAACUAAUUGCAUUAUUAUUCAAUUAAUAAAUCGACUUAAAUACAUAUAGACAACAAGAACAAUCGCAGAUAUUUUUGUAAAAUAUUAUUAAUCUCUAUCUUCUGAUUUUCAUCCGUGUAAACUAACAGAAAAAAAAAACAGAACAGAUAAACGAAUAACUGUAAGCUGAAACCGAAAAACUGUAAACUCUUUUAAGCAAAAUAAUGCACACAUUUAUUUAAUAGUUUGACAGCCUCCGGCAAGUUGUAAACUUAUGGUACGUAGAGCCAGAGCCCCCAAAUAACCACUAAAUUCUAUUUAUAAUCCCCAAUGUGCCCACCAAUGAUUAUAGAAACAACACAAAUACGAAAGCAAACACAUAUUCGGAAUACCGAAGAAGUAAUACGCUAGCAAAGUAAACUAUUCAAUUGAAAAUGUAAGUCGAUUUUAACUGAAUGUGGUUAUAGGAGAUCUAGUUUCAUAUGUAUUUAUUUAUUUACAUAAUUUGAAUUUACAUUUAAUUCGACUUCAAAUUUAUUAAAAUAAGUAAUGGAUUAUUUUUUGUCCGACACAUCUGUACGAAGUUUUAAUUAAUCUGAUUUCUAAUCUAAUCAUUUAAUUUCUUACAAAUAUGAACACAAUUUUAUAAUAUACUCUGCAAGUGUAUGUACAAAUCUACACAAAUAUAGCCAAUGUAUGUAACUUCUCAGCGCUCCUCUCUCAGCUUGGCCCCCAUCAGGUGGUGUGUGGUGUGGUGUUGCUGUACACGUAUUAUCGGGCCCAUUUAGGGGUAAGCCUAUCAACAAUCACUACUGCUCACAACUACAUACUAUGUACUCACUUUUGACAAAUUGUAAAUUGUAACCUUUAAGCGUUUUCUACUUGAAGUCACUUUUCAGCCGAUAAGCUUAAAAAAAAGCUAAGUCCCGUAAAGCUGGGUACGUAUUGAGUGAAUAAUUGCAUAUUUACUUAUUUACUAUAUAAACUGAACGUCCAAGCACAGUUUAGGGAUCUCGAUAAUUGUAUACUGAGUACAUAUACAAACUAUAUAUGUGGUAAAUACCUCUCCUAUACUACCCGAUAUACAUUCAUAGCGUUCAUUUUGGGUACGUAUUUCGUCGACUAAAUCUUUUUGGGAGAGUGUUGUUUUAUUUUUUGGUAUGUAUACGAAUUCGUUAAAAAUUGUUAGCAAAUUUCAAUACAAUAUAGCAACAUUUUUGGUACGUAUUUACCCAAGCUGCAGCUAAAGGAUUGUGUUGCUUCCGUAGGGUUCUUCGAUGAGCACAUUUCAACGUACGUAUUUUCCAAACACCAAAAACAGAAUUAAAAUUACAAUUUUGUUAUUGCAAUCUCUUGUAGCGAUAUUCAUAUGUAGUUACAAUACCAACACCACAAAAAACAACCAAAAUAAAUGCCCAUAUUUAACCUAAUCUCUCGUUCACAUGCUAUAAAUAAAGUGCUAUGCCAAAAUUAUACACAGAAAUGAAAUGAAGCUGGCUAAUCCCCAAAAAGAAACUGGCCUAGUAUGUGAGUAUUAUUCGGGUGGCUCUUCUAACGUUUCUUUUGACAGCAUUUAUAGAGUCUGCGAUUUGUAGUACUAUAUUUGGGAUUUGCAGUUAUAAAAGUAAACAUAUACAUAUACUAUUCGCAUGGGGCUGCAGGGCCAACAGUUUAUUGGGAUACUUAGGGUAAGACUUUAUGCAAAGAAACCUUUUAUUUUGAAUUUAAACAUAGUUUUAAUAUUUAUUAUAAGUAUAUUUGGACAUAAGAAGUUUGUAAAAACAAUGCUCAUUGUGUAUCAUAUUAUGACGCCUAAUAAAUUUUG